Messenger RNA from Sander lucioperca (pikeperch), 1983 nucleotides. It is a transcript of the gene klf11a, whose product is annotated as Kruppel-like factor 11a. The record is from RefSeq and is a predicted model, not a curated record. Gene Ontology annotation, molecular function: RNA polymerase II cis-regulatory region sequence-specific DNA binding; DNA-binding transcription factor activity, RNA polymerase II-specific. NCBI's taxonomy places the organism in Eukaryota, Metazoa, Chordata, Actinopteri, Perciformes, Percidae. The transcript has 6 exons. Bases 152 to 1594 code for a protein of 480 amino acids. Gene Ontology annotation, biological process: regulation of transcription by RNA polymerase II.
UGUGAGUGUAUUAUUUUUUUUUUUUUGGGUUUCUCUCAGCUCAGCUGAAGCAGUCAGUCAGAUUAUUGACUGCUCACACACACACUCCCGCUGCUGGCUCGGUUUCACGUUUGUUUUUCAAUAUCUGGCGCACGUUUUGUGGCUCUUCCUGAUGCUCAGCUCCCGUCAGGUUGAGCGUGCGUCCGACCCGGCGGUGGCGGCGGCGGCCAUGGAGCUGAAGCCGUGUGUGGAGUACCACGACCUGGAGGCGGCUGAGGCGCUCGUCAGCAUGAGCUUCUGGGGUCAAAGUUCGCACAAGCCCCGCCCCCUGACCCCCACCUCUGACUCCUGUGACUCCAUCCAUCUCCACCCAGAGGGGGGGGACCUCAUCGCUCUGUCCUCCCUGUGUAUGACUCCACCUCACAGUCCCAGCUUCGCCGAAGCCAUCGCCACGUCCAUCGCCACGUCCAUCGCCACGUCCAUCGCCACGUCCAUUGCCACGUCUUCGUCCUCCGCGGCCCUAAUCCCGGCGCCGUCCAGGCCCGUCUUACCGGGGCCUGCCCCCCCCCUCCUCCUCGGGGACUCCUACACCUGCCUGCCUCCAGCCUCCUCUUCCUCAGAGACAUCAGCACCUCCAGCCAAGACAGAGUCAUCGUGCGUGGCUCCGCCCGGCAGAUCGAUGGUCACCAGCGUUAUACGCCACACCGGCGAUCGCCUCGCCGUUCCUCCGCUGCCACCGCCACGCGGCGCCACGCGGCCGACCGAAAUCUCCACCCCUCCACGGACGCUUCCAGAGGAUACGGGCACCAUUCCUCUGUCUCCACACAGCCCGUUCUCUGCUCACUCCUCGCCGCUGUCUUCCUCGCCCCCACCGCUGGCUUCCUCGUCCUCUUCCUCGCCCUCGCCGCUGUCCUCCUCUUCCUCGCCAGUUCUCUGCCAGGUGUUCCCGGUCAGCGGCCGGACGGGCAUGAUCUCGGCCUUCCUACAGGCGCCUCUUCAGAUGCAGACCCACGGCCAGCCCCUGCUGGUGGGCUCCGCCGUGCCGCAGGGCACCGUGAUGUUCGUGGUCCCGCAAGCAUCCGUGUCGCAGGCGCCGCAGGGCCAACAGACCGUCGUAACCCUGGGCAACACCAAGCUCCUCCCCCUGGCCCCGGCCCCUUGCUUCAUGCCGACGUCGGCGGCCGGCAGUGGUAGCGGCGGAGCCUUGCAGGCCGACUUCUCCCGCAGACGCAACUACGUCUGCAACUUCGCCGGCUGCAAGAAGACGUACUUCAAGAGCUCGCACCUGAAGGCUCAUCUACGCACACACACAGGCGAGAAGCCGUUCAGCUGUCACUGGGACGGCUGCGACAAAAAGUUUGCCCGCUCCGACGAGCUUUCCCGCCACCGCCGGACGCACACCGGCGAGAAGAAGUUUGUCUGCACCGUGUGCGACCGGCGCUUCAUGCGCAGCGACCACCUGACCAAACACGCCCGGCGGCACAUGACCACCAAGAGGUCAGCGGUGUCGUGGCCCACCGAGACCCGAGACGCCAACACAUCGGCGCCGCCCACGGGCCAAAACAGAGGCACCGCCGCGCUUCCUGUCGGCAUGCUGGUCUCCAGCGCCAAGUGACAUCAUCAUCAUCAUCAUCAUCUGGAGCCGUGACAUCAUCUGGAGCCGUGACGUCAUCCUGAGCCUCGCGGGGCCAACUCAGGGGGGGGAGGGGGGGGGUCGACCUGGCGCCAACCACAUGGGAUGGGCUGCGUUCAAACUCGUGUUUAGGCUGCGUUCAAAACCAUGUUUGGGCUGUGUUCAAAACCAUGUUUGGGCUGCGUUCAAAACCAUGUUUGGGCUGCGUUCAAAUAACAGUUUAGGCUGCGUUUAAACUCGUGUUUGGGCUGCGUUUUUUAGACCCAUGGUGACUCGCCAAUCAGACGGCGAUGGGUCAAACUGUGACCGGUUGUUUUUAAUCAGCUCCACAUCUGGAGCAUCUUUUCUACCAAUCAGACUCUUCUGCUGGC